AUGUCCACCGAAGAGACUGUCAAGAAGACUGAAGAAGUCGUUGCUCCUAAGGAAGAAGAAAAGAAGUCUGUUUUCUCUGGUGCCUCCGCUACCACCGCCAAUGCCUUUUCCCUUUUUGGCGGUGCUAAGCCCAAGACUGCCGAGUCCGACGAAAAGGAAGACGCUGAUGGAGAGAAGAAGUCUGACGAGAAGGCUGACGAGGAGGAGCCCGAUGUUCACUUUGAGCCCAUUGUCAAGCUCGAGAAGGUUGAUGUCAAGACUAACGAAGAAGACGAAGAUGCCAUCUACAAGGUCCGCGCCAAGUUGUUCAAGUUUGACGCUGACUCCAAGGAAUGGAAGGAACGUGGUACUGGUGACGUCCGAUUCCUUAAGCACAAGACCACCGGCAAGGUUCGUCUGUUGAUGCGCAGAGACAAGACCCUUAAGAUUUGCGCCAACCACUACAUUCUCCCCGAGUACGAGCUUAAGCCCAAUGUUGGUUCUGACAGAAGCUGGGUUUACAACGUUGCAGCUGAUAUCAGCGAGGGUGUUCCCGAACCCCAGGUUUUGGCCAUUAGAUUUGGCAACUCCGACAUUGCCAAUGAGUUCAAGGCCAAGUUUGAGGAGGUUCAGAAGGAAGAGAAGAGCGAGUAA
Magnusiomyces paraingens is the source of this 633-nucleotide messenger RNA. RefSeq lists its product as uncharacterized. Gene Ontology annotation, molecular function: GTPase activator activity. The transcript has 3 exons. Gene Ontology annotation, biological process: protein import into nucleus. NCBI's taxonomy places the organism in Eukaryota, Fungi, Ascomycota, Dipodascomycetes, Dipodascales, Dipodascaceae. The coding region runs from base 1 to 633 and encodes 210 amino acids. Gene Ontology annotation, cellular component: nuclear pore; cytoplasm. The record is from RefSeq and is a predicted model, not a curated record.